Molecule: messenger RNA, 543 nt
Organism: Arachis stenosperma
Lineage: Eukaryota; Viridiplantae; Streptophyta; Magnoliopsida; Fabales; Fabaceae
Product: cysteine proteinase EP-B 2-like
Exons: 1
Coding region: 1-543 (180 amino acids)
Cellular component (GO): lysosome
Molecular function (GO): cysteine-type endopeptidase activity
Source: RefSeq, a predicted model, not a curated record
AUGAUCAAAAUCAAAACGGGAAACUUGCUUUCAUUGUCUGAGCAACAAUUGGUAGACUGCGCCACCGUCACCAACAAUGGUUGCGGCGGAUACGACAAGGACAAAGCAUUUGAAUAUAUAGCAAACCAAGGUCUUCGCAGCGAAGCAGAUUACCCAUACAUGGCCACAGAUGGGAUGUGUGACUCACAAAAUGUGAAACCUGUGGCCAGGAUCAGUGGUUACUCCGAUAUAACUCCAAACAAUGAGCAAGAAAUGCUGAGGGUAGUGGCUACCCAACCUAUCUCAGUAUCAAUUGAAGCUAGUGGACAAGCAUUUCAGUUUUACAAACAGGGUGUUUUCAAUGGUGAAUGUGGGUAUACUCUUAACCAUGCAGUUAAUAUAAUUGGGUAUGGUCAGGACACAAAUGGAAAUAAAUAUUGGUUGGUAAGGAACUCAUGGGGAACAACUUGGGGUGAGAAUGGUUACAUGAGGAUUUUAAGAGAGGGUGGUUACCCUCAGGGCCUUUGUGGCAUUGCCAUGCGUCCUUCUUAUCCAAUUUAUUAA